UUAAAAGUUGAUACUAUAUUAUCUGCUUAUCAUUUGUGAAUGCUUUUAUGCAUGUCAUUAUUUAUUGAGGCUGUAACUAAAGUUAUCCUAUGACUUGUACUUCAGCAUAAAGCUUUUUUACAUUGAGGAACUUGAAGAGCAGAUGAAGAAACUUCAUGAAGAUCGUGCAUCAGCCAUUUUUGAAAGAAGAACCACUAACAAUGAUGAUGAAAUGAUUGAGGUGGAAGCAGCUGUAAAAGCUGCAAUGUCAGUUUUAGACAAGAAAGGUAACAAUAUGGAGGCUGCCAAAUCUGCUGCUCAGGAAGCAUUUGCUGCUGUAAGAAAACAAAAAGAUCUGCCAGUGAAGUUAGAUGAAUUUGGUAGAGAUUUAAAUAUUGAGAAACAGAUGCAAAUGAAAGUGAGGGCUGAGGCUCGUCAACGCAAGAGGUCACAAGCAUUUAAUUCUAAUAAGCUGGCAUACAUGGAACUGGAUGAUCCUAAAAUAGAGGGUGAAUCAAACACUGAUGAGAGUGAUAGUGAGAGUCAAGCAUAUCAGUCACAGCGUGAUUUGGUGCAGUGGGCUGCUGAUGAGAUUUUCAGUGAAGCUUCUGAGGAAUAUGGCCAAUUAUCCUUUGUCAAAAGAAGAAUGGAAGAAUGGAAAAGAGAGUAUUCAUCAAGCUAUAAAGAUGCUUAUAUGUCAUUGAAUCUUCCACUGGUUUUCUCUCCAUAUGUAAGAUUGGAACUUCUGAGGUGGGACCCACUUCACAAGGGUCUAGAUUUUCAAGAGAUGAAAUGGUAUAAAUUAUUGUUCACUUAUGGUUUGCCUGAAGAUGGAAAAGAUUUUGUUCAAGAUGAUGGAGAUGCUGACCUUGAACUUGUCCCGAACUUGGUGGCAAAGGUUGCACUUCCUAUUCUGCACUACGAAAUUUCCGGUUGCUGGGACAUGCUUGGUCAACAGGAAACAGUGAAUGCUAUUGCUGCUACAAAAUUGAUUGUGCAACAAGUAUCUCAUGAAAGUGAAGCUCUUGCUGAUUAUAAUUUUCUUAUUUUACACCCACAAUGAAUUUACUCGUAGGUGUUGGUUCAUUUUCUCUUUUUGGUUACUUCGAGUUCUUUCUUGAAUAAAAUUAGAGGUAUUUGAUAGUUAAUAUUUAGCUUGUUUUUCAAAUUCUCCUAUUUUUUAUAUGUGGGACACCUUCAACAUAAAUCUUUGGGAAGGUGAUGAUCUUCAAAACUUCAAAUAUGAUAUUCUUCCCUGCUGAUCAAUCAAUCCAUUGCCAUUGGGAUAAGACAUGAUUGUAGCAAAUAAGCCGAAUUUUCGUUGGUUUUGAAGCAGAAACACUACAUUGGAACUGCUCAGAAACUGACUAUAAAUGUAUAAGG
This is a messenger RNA of Glycine soja, 1362 nucleotides long. Its product is annotated as transcriptional repressor ILP1-like. Lineage: Eukaryota; Viridiplantae; Streptophyta; Magnoliopsida; Fabales; Fabaceae. Gene Ontology annotation, biological process: mRNA splicing, via spliceosome. The record is from RefSeq and is a predicted model, not a curated record. Gene Ontology annotation, cellular component: nucleus. The transcript is spliced from 2 exons. Bases 143 to 1042 code for a protein of 299 amino acids. Gene Ontology annotation, molecular function: DNA binding.